Messenger RNA from Apis florea (little honeybee), 683 nucleotides. Its product is annotated as ATP synthase subunit s, mitochondrial. The record is from RefSeq and is a predicted model, not a curated record. Lineage: Eukaryota; Metazoa; Arthropoda; Insecta; Hymenoptera; Apidae.
UUUCAGACAUUAAACAGAUUAACAUCUGUUCUUUUUCAAACUAUAAGAAAUCAAAAUAGGUUUUUCUUUUAUUGGGUUACUGUUGUAUUCAAUAGAGUUGAUGCUGAUCGUAUAAAAGAAAUUGGUCCAGAUCGUGCUUGUGCAGAAUGGCUUUUAAGAAAUGGAGCAUUUGUUAGAUGGAAAAAUUUUUCUGAACAAUUAACCGAUUAUAAUGCAUUACCAUCUCAUGGAAAUUAUUACAUUGAAGCUAUUGAAGCAAAUAAUGCUGGAAUAUGUGAUGUUGGAUUUCCACAUUUUGAGGGAUGUAAAUAUAUAAAAGAUUUAAAACUUGAAGAGUGUAAAUAUAUUAAUAAUAAUGCUAUACCACAUUUAUCACUUCUUCAAGAUUCAUUAACUAAUUUAGAAAUUAUAAGAUGUAAAAGUAUUGAUGAUAAUGGUCUACGUGAAUUGAAAAUACUUAAAAAUUUGAAACAAUUAAAAAUUAAAGGAUUACCAGCUGUCACAAAUGAUAUUAUUUAUAAAGAACUUACUGAAGCUUUACCCAACUGUAAAAUCGACAUUGAAUAGAGAUUUAUAUUUUAAUGUUGAUUAAUUUAUUUUUUAACAAAUGUUUCUAAAAUAUAUGCAUGAUAAUAAUAAAAUGUGUGAUAUAAGAAAUAAAAUAUAAAUAAAAUAAAAAUUGA